UGAGUUCUUUGCAACUGAAUUGCUCUAUUUAUUUCUGUAGUUGAAAAACGAGUAAAAACUAAGCUGGCAUUUUUCAAGGGGUGCCUUGAGGUUAAGAACCACUGAGCUAGAGCAUAAUUGGCCCCUGAAGUCUUGUUUUAAGGCAUUUUUAUAAAUAACCUUUUUUUAACAGAUUGUUUCUUAAUGAGAACCAUUAAUGGAAUAAGCAGAGCAGUUCCUGAGGAAUUUUACUGGUGUUCGUAUUAUACCCCUUGUCCUCAUGGAUGCCCAAGUGUCUUACAAAUAGCAUAUAGCAUGUCUACCCCAAAGUGCUAGCUUCUUGCAGUGGCAUAGUGGGAGAUAUUGCAGCGCAUAGCAACUCAUUUCUAAGCCAGAUGCCCCAUGGCAGUGCUGCUGAGCCGAGGGAGCUUUCGGGCCUAACAUUUGCUCCAUGAAUUUAUUCAGAGUUGAGGUUGAGGAGACCAUGCAUGUGCCCUGCGUGUUGAUGCAUGUCUAGCAGCAGCAUCAUAACACAAGUGAGGGAAUGGCAGAAGGAGGGGAUGCCGGUGCUCCGCCCAUCCGUCUGUGGGUGCGACGGGUAGGCGUUUACUGCGAUGAACGCCGAAAAACAUGGCUUGUGGCUGUGGCAGAGGAAGAGGGUACGCUGAGGGCCCGGAUCCGAAGAGUUCAGGUUCCCCUGGGUGAGGCACUGCGGCCCAGCCAGCUCCCCCCAUCCCAGCUGCCUCAUAUGUGGCAGCUGUCCCUGAGUGAGCAGUACAGGGAUAGUAACUCUCGCAUUUGGGAGAUAGAGCACCAUCUAAUGAUUGGGGGAGUUGAAGAGCUGCUGCUUAGACUUAUGCCUGGUGAUUAAUCUGGAGUGGUUACUCUAGGAAGAUGCUCUUGUAUGUUUUAUACAAUAUAUGGUUCUCCCAUCACUGAACUGCAGCCACCUCUGAGGUGGAAGCUGU
Messenger RNA from Gavialis gangeticus (Gharial), 947 nucleotides. It is a transcript of the gene MTCP1, whose product is annotated as mature T-cell proliferation 1. Bases 524 to 850 code for a protein of 108 amino acids. Lineage: Eukaryota; Metazoa; Chordata; Crocodylia; Gavialidae. The record is from RefSeq and is a predicted model, not a curated record. Gene Ontology annotation, molecular function: protein serine/threonine kinase activator activity. The transcript is spliced from 4 exons.